UUCGCCAUGCGACCAUACCUAUUUCAGUAUUAAACAAUUACUUGUUGGUACAAUGGUUUCCCUAUCAGUUUAAUUAUUUGAGUUGGAUUAGUCUUUGGUACUCGAAACGGUUUAUUUUAGAUUUAAACAUAGGUAGACUAAGUAGUUACAAAAAUGGCAAAGCUAGACGGAGUCGGCUUAGGAUAUUCCUAUCACCUCCCCUCGGGAGGAUGGAUGCUAAGGAUGAGAAACGUCUUGUCGCAGUUUAGUGAUCUUUUUAGCGAGUUUGAUAAAUAUAUAGCACCGGCGUACCACCACGACAGGUGCGAAAGGUCGGUUUAUAUGAGACUGUACUCCAUGCAUAAAAGGGAGUUUGUUGUAGUUUUCAUAGCGUUUUUUGCGUGUUUUGGGUUAGGGUUGUUCAUAGGAGUGGCAGGUCCUCCAAUAACUACCACUACAGAAGUGGAUGGGAAAUCGUUGUUGACCAAAGACAACCACACGAAUGCUGUGGCAACAGGUCCUUUUAUUAUGAAAACGCCGCCCUUGACGACGUACUCCCAGCAGCUUUGGGUUAUCGCUAAACUAUCCACCCAAAACACAGACGACGAAUCUUUUGAUAAGAGUUUUUUGGUGGCGGUUACUAUAGAAGGGCUUGACCAACAACACAAGCCCGUGAGUAUUCUGGACAGUCACAAUACGCGAAAUAGGACCCGACACCUCAUGUGCGAGAACCAAAAUUGUGAUGAAUUCAUCGUAAUGCAUCUGGGUUAUUUAGACUACACCCACUACAUCGUUACUGUGAAUUUUUAUGGACUGGAAGCCUUCCACAGACGAUAUAACAUCAACCAGCUGACGUUCUUCUUUAAGACGUACAAUCCGGCCUUCACCCAAAUCGAAAUCGGCUUCAGGUUCAUAUUUUUGUCAGCAACCUUCCUCGUAACGUGCUGGUUCGCCUACUGCCUUCGCAAGUACGCCAUCUACGACUGGUCCAUCGAACAAAAGUGGAUGUCCCUCUUGUUGCCACUACUGUUAGGUUAUAACAAUCCCAUGUUCCCGAUGAUGUUCUUGGUGAACUCGUGGAUCCCGGGGAUGAUCGACGCGAUCGCACAAGCGACCUUCCUCUGCGCUUUGCUGCUGUUUUGGCUGUGCAUCUACCACGGACUGAGACAGAACGAACGACGAAUACUAACCUUCUACUUCCCGAAAGUCUUCAUAGUCGCCAUGUUGUGGUUCCCGGCGAUUAUUUUGGCCACGUGGCAGAAGUAUAGUGAACUACAAGACCCGACAUAUAACCACUCCGCCGACACGGCGAAUUUUUAUACACUGAAGGCGUUUUUCUUCAUUUUUGGGGUUGUAUAUCUUGUAUAUUUGAUACUUUUGAUACUGAGAGCCUAUACUGAAUUGAGGUCUAUGCCAUUUUUUGGACUGCGGCUGAAGUUUCUCACUUUAUUGAUGAUCGUAGUGAUUGUAAUCACGUGCGUUAUUACGGUGCUACGUUUCGGCGUCGGGGUGCUUGAGGAUGACUUCGUAGCGAGGUUAUCGACGCACUAUAAUAGUUCUGCCCAGUUCAUGUCUUUUUAUGGGCUGCUCAAUUUUUACAUUUAUACGAUGGCAUAUGUAUAUUCUCCCAUUAGCAAAGCUGUUCAUGAGUUUGAUAUUACGAAAGAUAAUCCUGCUUUUUCGAUGAUAAAUGAUUCUGAUGAGGAUGUCAUCUAUGGGUCAGACGAAGAAAGCAGAAGGCCUCUGAACAGAUCUAGAAACGAUGAUGAUAGUGAUUAAGUAAUAUUAGUUUUUUGUUUGGGCAGCCUUUUUUUGUAUUUAUUGUUGACUUUUGGUGUAUUUCUAUAUUUUUACUGUUUGAUGUGUCUACUUUAGAUAUUUAAUAAAAAUA
This is a messenger RNA of Zophobas morio, 1870 nucleotides long. RefSeq names its product transmembrane protein 181. Gene Ontology annotation, molecular function: toxic substance binding. The coding region runs from base 154 to 1758 and encodes 534 amino acids. The record is from RefSeq and is a predicted model, not a curated record. The transcript is spliced from 12 exons. NCBI's taxonomy places the organism in Eukaryota, Metazoa, Arthropoda, Insecta, Coleoptera, Tenebrionidae.